Sycon ciliatum is the source of this 2012-nucleotide messenger RNA. RefSeq names its product phospholipid-transporting ATPase IB-like. Gene Ontology annotation, molecular function: magnesium ion binding; ATP binding; ATP hydrolysis activity. The record is from RefSeq and is a predicted model, not a curated record. Lineage: Eukaryota; Metazoa; Porifera; Calcarea; Leucosolenida; Sycettidae. Gene Ontology annotation, cellular component: plasma membrane. Gene Ontology annotation, biological process: phospholipid translocation.
GGACAAGUUGAGUACAUCUUUUCUGACAAGACUGGCACAUUGACCUGUAAUAUCAUGGAGUUCAAGCGCUGCAGCAUAGCUGGAGAGAUCUAUGGCUCGUCUCCUGAAUGUGGCGUUGCUGCUGCCCCCACUGCCGAUGCUGGACGGUUCGGUGAUCCAACUCUGCUGGAAAACCUCAGGUCUAAUCACCCCGGAGCACCGUUCAUUCGAGAAUUCCUCACAAUCCUGUCAGUUUGCCAUACUGUCAUUCCCGAGAGAGACCCGAAGAAUCCGGAACGUAUCAUUUUCCAAGCAUCAUCACCUGAUGAAGGUGCACUUGUCAGCGCUGCCAAGCAGUUCGGCUUCUCCUUCAAUGUCAGAACGCCGGACAGUGUUGUCAUAUUUGCAGUCGGCCAUGAAGUGGUGUACGAGGUUCUUGAUGUUCUGGAAUUCAACAGUGAUCGCAAGCGCAUGUCUGUCAUUGUGCGCAAGAAGGGCACAGACAAGAUCAAGCUCAUGUGCAAAGGAGCGGAUUCUGUCAUUUUUGAACGUCUGUCUCAGAAUCAAAAGUUCGACAAGGUGACUUUGGAGCAUCUCGAGAAGUUUGCUGGCGAAGGUCUCAGAACACUCUGUAUUGCAGAGUGUGACAUUCCCAAUGACGUCUACGCGGCCUGGAAAGCACGCUUCACAACUGCAUCACAAGCCCUUGUCAACAGGGAGGAGGAGAAGGACAAGUGUUAUGAAGAAAUUGAAAAGAAUUUGUUUCUCAUUGGUGCAACGGCUAUCGAAGAUAAGCUGCAGGAGGGUGUGCCUCAAGCAAUUGCUGACUUUGCAGUAGCUGGUAUCAAGCUAUGGGUAUUGACUGGUGAUAAACAAGAGACAGCUAUCAAUAUUGGCUAUGCAUGCAGGCUGUUGACACCGAAGAUGACCUUGUUGAUAUUCAGUGGAAGCUCAUUGGACGAAUGUCGGGCGUGUGUGGAGCGGUACAGGGCAAUGCUCCGCUGUGAUUCGUUUCCUCUUGGUAGUAAAGUUCAGGAUGCCGCUAUUAUCAUUGAUGGACAGAUGCUAGUACAUGCUAUAUCAGCAGACCUACAGAAUGAGUUCCUACAGCUGGCUCUUUCUUGUAAAGCUGUGAUAUGUUGCAGAGUGACCCCACUUCAGAAAGCUGAUGUAGUGAAGCUGGUCAAGAGUAAUGUCAAGGCAAUCACACUAGCUAUUGGUGACGGUGCCAAUGAUGUGGGUAUGAUCCAGGCUGCUGAUGUUGGUGUUGGUAUCAGUGGACAAGAAGGUCUUCAAGCAGCCUCAGCCUCAGACUACUCCAUUGCCCAGUUCCGAUUCCUAAAGAAGUUAUUGCUAGUACAUGGCGCUUGGAGUUUCAUCCGCCUGACCCGAGUUAUUCUCUACAGUUUCUACAAGAACAUUGUCCUCUACAUUAUGCAGCUCUGGUUUGCUAUCCUCAACGGCUUCUCUGGUCAGAUCUUGUUUGAACGCUGGACUAUUGGCCUCUACAAUGUUGUUUUCACGCUGUUCCCACCGCUGGCUAUUGGUAUACUUGAUCAAACCGUGUCAGCAAAGAAUCGUAUGGCUAGACCCGGCCUGUAUCGGCUCACUCAGAAUGGUGCACACUUCAAAAACCGGGUGUUCUGGGCGUGGAUCUCACUGGCUCUCUAUCACUCAUUCGUUGUCUUUGCAACGGGCUUUGCAACUCUCGGUCAUGGUAAUGUUCUUGGUGAUGGUAAAAUGGUUGGCAACUGGUUUACAGGCACAGCCAUCUAUACAAUUACACUGAUAGUGGUGACUUUCCGUGCUGCUAUGCUCAUUGACAAGUGGUCUUGGUUGACGCAUGUUUGCAUUUGGAUUGGCCUGCCACUUUGGAUCGUCUUUCUCCUCGUCUACUGUCGCCUAUGGCCUCACAUUCCAAUUGGUGUAAAUCUCGAGGACGUGGAUGUGCAACUCUUCAGUGCUGGCCUAUUUUGGUUCAUGGUGUUCUUGCUACCUGCACUGGCGCUGGCUCUUGAUGUUGUCGUCAAAUU